Messenger RNA from Hemicordylus capensis (graceful crag lizard), 3806 nucleotides. It is a transcript of the gene SDHAF1, whose product is annotated as succinate dehydrogenase complex assembly factor 1. The coding region runs from base 2304 to 2555 and encodes 83 amino acids. NCBI's taxonomy places the organism in Eukaryota, Metazoa, Chordata, Lepidosauria, Squamata, Cordylidae. Gene Ontology annotation, biological process: mitochondrial respiratory chain complex II assembly. The record is from RefSeq and is a predicted model, not a curated record. The transcript is spliced from 2 exons. Gene Ontology annotation, cellular component: mitochondrion.
GUAGCUCUCCAAAGCCUGGCAAAGAUGGAUCUUGGCCAGCUCUGCUCCCAGAGACCGUCUCCACAUGAGUCCCUAUAUAUUGUUGGACUUCGACUCCCAUAACCCCCGACCAAAAUGGCCAGUUGUGGCUGGGGAUUGUGGGAGUUGAAGUCUAACAAUGGCUGGGGACCCAAGUGAGAGCCCUUGGCUUAUUCUGUGCAGAGGCUCUACCCGCUGCCACCAGUCUGAGUGCCCGUCAGGUACUUCAUCACCCUGAUGAACUUCUUUCCUUGGAGCAGGUGUUCUGGCGUGGGUGUUACCAGACAGAGAGGAUACUGGUGUACUAUAACAAGACAGUAUUAAAAUGAAUAAACGUAAGGGUGAGUCAAGAACAUAGUUGAGAAACACAAUCUUAAAAGAUGCAAAGGUUUUGUCUGGGCUUAGUGCAAAUCCCUUCCGCAACCCUGGGCUAGAUCGGCUUGCUCUAUCCGAGUAAUGCUCACUGGGGCAUCUGGGUGCCACAAGCCUUGACAUAAGAGGGGCUCCCUGUCUUGGUCUCUGCUGGCUGUCGAGGCAGGUAGCUUUAGAACCCUGGCCCUGAGAAUUGUGCCGCAGCUGUUCAGUGGCUCUCCUGAGCCUUUGCCUUGCCUGCUUUCUUGAGGCAUGAAGUCUUCAGUCUGGUCCUUUAGGCUCUCCGAAGACAAGCUGUCACUAGCCACCUCUCCCUCAGCUGCCAGGCUUUCUGAAGCUGUGGCUAAGGCCCUUAGGUGAGGUGCUCAGACCAGACACUCGGCUCUUUUGCCCAAGAUACCUAAUGCCCGGCUCUCAAAUGCCUGCCUUCCUACUCUCCUCCCUGGGCUUCCUUCUCCUGCUUCCUUUAGCUCUCCCUCCAGCCAACCGUUCCCAGGAGCCUGCUUGGACCCUCUAGUUCUACUGCAUUCCUUAUGGGUCCAUCCAAUCCCAGCCGUCACUUUCUAAGUUAAUUGGCCAAAGCCUCCACCAGCAGAGUUCCUUAUGCUCUAAUUUGAUUGGACAGGAUCUUUACUUGUGGGACCUUCUCAUUGGACAGCUGCUGCUGCAAAAUUAAGCAGGUGCACUACUUUAAUCUAUUUAUUAAAUAAUAAUAAUUUGAUUUCUAUACCGCCCUUCCAAAAAUGGCUCAGGGUGGUAAUUUAAUGGUCUGGAGCUGCACACUUACCUGGGAGGGAGAUCAGUUGAGUUCAGUGGACUUACUUCCAAGUAAACACCUUGGAUUGCACUGUAAACAUUGCAACUCAGUUGAGGAGUGGACCAUCCCUAGAAUUUGUAUAGUACUCUCUGCCUGUGCUAAUCCCGCCAUUAGGGCCAGCUCUUGCCUGUGAGCUUCUCAGAGGCAUCAGGUGGGCCAUUGUGUGACACAGACUGCUGGAACAGAUGGCCUUUGGGCCUGAUCCAGCAGCGUUGUUAUGCUCUUAACUAAAACAGGUAAACUAGUAAGCAAUCCAGAACUCUUCUUCAGGCCGGAGGGGUGAUGGGAGAGCCUCGGGUGGGCUGCCCCCGCAGUGGGGUCCAAGCAGCGAUCGGCAUCCCAGUAACCUGGGAGUGUUCUGCGGGUGUGGGGUGGGAGCGGCGUCCUUGCCCAGCUGACCGGCCGGGGCUUCCGGGCGCGACCCCAGAGAGGAAUGCCGGCUGCAAGUGAAACUGACGCUCUCCCGCCCCUCCCUCCCUCCCCACGUGGCCUUGGGACACUUCCUGGGAACGCCCCUUUCCUCCCGGCCCGCCAAUCAGAAGCGGAUAGAACGCUCUGGCGGGGUGUCCACGUUCUACCGCUUGUUACAGCGCCGGGGACUCCGCUCCUCCCUGGCCGGGUCGCGCUCAGACGGGAAAGAACUGUAGCUUUAAACCCUCGCACUCUGCCGCCCUCUCAACAACCUGGUGAGGCAGACCGAGGAUAGUGACCGGCUCGCUUUACAGAUGGGAAGCUGAGGCUGAAGAAAGAAAACAGCAAAAGAAAGCUGGCUUGAUAAGUGGAUGUGUACGAGUUGGACUGCUCUGCGUUCCCACAAGGAAAUUGGCCGGCUUCCUGUCCUGCUCGUGGGCUUCCCAGAGGCGUCUGGUUGGCCACCGUGAGAAAUAGCCGUCUGGGCUUGGGGGACCUUUGGUCUCGUCCUGCAGAGCUCUUCUUAUACUGUGUCCUUUGAUUUAAAACAGGUUUUCUUUAAAAAAAAAAAAAAAAAGUUAAAGGAAAACUGAGUGUUUCCCACCACCCUCUAUUCUAACACAGUCCUCUCCAUUUCCCAGCCCCAGUUUUGCUCCGCCAACUGGAAGCAUCGCCCAGGAAUGCCAUGGCCCGCCACAGCAAGCUCCAGAAGCAGGUGCUGAGCUUAUACCGGAAUUUCCUACGAGCUGGCAAGGACAAGCCAGGUUUCCUCCCUCGGAUACGGGCCGAGUUCCGGAAGAACGCCCAGAUCCCCCGGACAGACGUCAUGUAUAUAGAAUACCUCGUCCGCCGCGGACAGAGGCAGCUGGAGCAGCUUAGAGACGUCCACACCAAACAGAUGGGAGCGUUUGUCAAAACGAAGUGGGAGGAUCGGUGAUGGCCUGUCAGUGGAGCCUUUAAAAACAACAACUUCUCCUCUUCCUCCUCCCAGUUUGUAGAGACCAGUCCUUUCUCCUAGCUGCUGACUUUCCGGACAGCGUAAUGCCGUGGAUACAAAUGUACUUCACCAGAGUAGACCUGAGACUUGCAGGAUUCCUGUGGGUGUAUCAGCUGUCACUAGAGAGCAGCAUUGAGAAACAGAGUCCAGCACUCUAUCCCUGCUGCUCUGCUCUUUUCAUCCUUGUGAGUGAACGGGUGGCAUCUCUUUGCUACAGGCUGAAGCUGUUUUAAGCAGGCCUCAUUGUCGUGGCUUGCCCCUAGGCACUCUGGGAAUGGAUACCUUAUGUGAAUGCUCUGUUGGAGAUCUCCAGCUCCCUCCCAUAACAAGGGCACCCUGCAGAGGUCGUCGGGAACCCCAGCAAUGUUUUGUACCCCUGCUUGCUCCCUUUGGUUGGCCCUUGUACUUUGGGGGCGGCAGCCCAAUUGCACCAGAGCUUUGAGAUUGUUCAGGAUGAGGCCAAAUGCCUUGCUGUGGCCCCCCAAGAAAGACCUGUAUCCACCUGGACAGGGCUGCAAGUAUCCCUGCAGGCAACAGGGUCAAAGUUCCCAUAGCACAUGUGGGGCCCUGACUAUGCAGAAGUUAUAGGUGGCAACACAAAUGUUGAUUUUAGCUGCAGGUGUUCUUGUAGAGGUGACAAGAGAUGAGCACCUCAGUUCUCUACCACUUAGAUGAGCAGGUCUGUUUUAUGUUUGCGUAACUCUGCUUUAAAAUUCAAAGUGAUCUGGCAAGUUGGAACCCUUAACUCACUUGUUUUCAAUUAACAUUGAACAUGUCAGUUCAGGUAAGUUAAGGCACCUAUAUACAGGUGUUAACACCCCUAUUUGAAGAGGAAAGCAUGGUGUUACCCUUUUUUAAUCUGUAAAUGCACAAAAGUCUUGAAUAUGUUUAGGUAUGAGGUAUGUAAUCUUGUCUGUCACACUUCCAGUGGCUUACUUUAACUUGUGUGAAUACACCUUAAGCCACAGAUCUUUUUAUUUCAAUGCUUCAGACCAAAUGCUGUAUUUGAAAACCAUUUUUCUCCGAGAGCUUUUGUUGUGUCUGUUAGAUGAAGAACAAUUGGGGAUAUGCCUGUCAUUUAUUCACUCCAUCUCCCAUGAAAGUAAGAGGAAUUGUAUUAUAUAAAAGCAAAUGUUUAGGCACCAUUAAAACACCACCAUUGGUUACAAAUAAAAUUAGAUUGUCCUACAA